UGACCUCCAAGGGCAUACCAAUGAUACGUCACCUUCCAUCGCACAUAAUGGUUUAGGGAUGUCCUGCUUUACUAUGAUAUUGGGAACAGUGUCCAACCUCACUGCUCUGGGCAUCCUGUUUAAUUCCCGUGCCAGAUUUCGCCGCCAAUCCAAAGCACCAUUCCUACAGCUGACAGUGUCUUUACUUUUGGCUGACCUUGGCGGUCAUCUGAUCCUAGGUGCCUUUGCACUGUAUCUGCACAUGUACAACAUAAAUAAGACCACAGAAGGAUUCUGCUAUAUCUUUGGAGCAUCUAUGGUGUUUUUUGGCUUAUGUCCUUUGCUGCUGGGUUGUGCUAUGGCAGUAGAACGCUGUGUAGCAAUAACCCAACCUUUUUUCCAUGUCUCCACGAUUACAGCAGCUCAUGUAAAGGGAGUUGUGCUAAUUUUGUUCUCUCUUGCACUUUUGCUGGCAUAUUUGCCUUUUCUUAACGUGGGGACUUAUACCAUCCAAUAUCCAAACACAUGGUGUUUUUUGCCUAUUCACAAUCCAGAGUCUGCGGCGGACACAAAUGUCGUCUUGGCCUUCUCAUGUCUGGGCCUCACUGCACUCAUUCUUUCUUUGCUCUGCAACAUCCUGAGUGGUCUGACCCUGCUCCAUGCCAGAAUAAGGUCCAGCAAGGGUUAUACAAAACCUACAGCUGGCUCUGCUCGUCGUGCAUCGUCUGUAUCAUCUUCCUCUUUGUUUUUUUCACUGGAUGUGGAGAUGAUGAUGCAACUAGCAGCAAUUACCGUGGUGUCCUGUGUCUGCUGGGCACCCUUUCUUAUCCACUCUCUUGUGAUCCAGUUUAAUGCAAGUUCCGGGGAUUCAGAUGAUCUGCAAGGCAAAUUCACGCUUCUGACCUUACGCAUGGCCUCCUGGAAUCAGAUUUUAGACCCCUGGGUUUACAUCCUACUCAGAAGAACAGUGCUGUUAAGAGUUUGCUGUGGUUUUUCUACUCUGAGACCUACAGUGAUAGCAGACAGCUCCUCUGCAGAAACUCGCAGACAGGUUUUAAGUGUUCAAUGA
This is a messenger RNA of Melanotaenia boesemani (Boeseman's rainbowfish), 1048 nucleotides long. RefSeq names its product prostaglandin E receptor 1c (subtype EP1) (gene ptger1c). The record is from RefSeq and is a predicted model, not a curated record. NCBI's taxonomy places the organism in Eukaryota, Metazoa, Chordata, Actinopteri, Atheriniformes, Melanotaeniidae. Gene Ontology annotation, biological process: positive regulation of cytosolic calcium ion concentration; inflammatory response; adenylate cyclase-activating G protein-coupled receptor signaling pathway. The transcript is spliced from 2 exons. Gene Ontology annotation, cellular component: plasma membrane. The coding region runs from base 59 to 1048 and encodes 329 amino acids. Gene Ontology annotation, molecular function: thromboxane receptor activity; prostaglandin E receptor activity.